AUGGCUGAUAUAACUGAAGCACAAGCAUUAAAACUAGUACCUGUGUUUUUGGAAGGACAUGCUAAACAAUGGUAUUCGGACAACAAGGAAACAUUUGAAACUUGGAAUGUAUUUAAAACUGAAUUUAUUCGAACCUAUUCUUCACCAACAACCACACAAUUAGCGUCAAAUCGUUUACGAACUCGUUUACAACAUUACGAUGAACCUGUUUUUGAAUAUUAUACUGAUAUUAUGAAAUUUUGUAAGUUAGUUGAUCCUACUAUGACUGAUGCAUCUAAACUUGAUCACCUAUAUCACGGUUUAAAACAUUCAUC
This is a messenger RNA of Didymodactylos carnosus, 314 nucleotides long. Lineage: Eukaryota; Metazoa; Rotifera; Eurotatoria; Philodinida; Philodinidae. The record is from the annotation of a GenBank genome assembly.